UUAGCGUAGAGCUUUUGUGAUGGAGAAUGUGAUAAAUCUUACUUGAGUGCAAAUCACAGCAUCUCAUUAGAGCUUGAUGACAUCACCUUUAGCCAUUGCUUGGGAGGUGGUUGAGACACCAAACACAGAGCAUAUAAUUCCUAAUUUCUUGCAACAUUACCGUGAGGGUGUUCCAUUUGGUGUAUUGGGCAAAUGAUGGGCAUCCCGAAGACGCUGACGCGAGGAUAUCCUCUGCGCCGUCGCGAGUAGCGCGACGACAAGAGGCGGGAGAUGUGAUUUACAAGCGAUAUAAAAGAAGCUGCACUUUCACCAGGUAGACGCAUUUACAGUGCGACAAAUCAACAAAUCAAACCCCUCACAGCCAUAUUUGGUUCCUCAUUUUCUUUGGUGAAGUAAAAUACUCCCUCACUCUGUGUUUUGUGCAAAAAAAAGCCAAGAAUAAGGAAAAGUGAAGGCAAAAAAGGAUUCUCGCGCGGAUUUGCAAAAGAAGCUGUAAAUUGUGCCAAAAAGGAUAGUGUUGCAAAAGGAGCACACAGACACCCUCCAGAGAUGCACCAUCAAAUCCUAUUAUUGCUCCUCGUUGCCCUGGCAGCUGUGCAGGCGUCACCAAUUCCUCAGCUUUGCGAUCCAGCGGUAAUUGAUGAGAUGCCGCCCCACAUAAAGAAGGUCUGUGUCGCAUUGGAGAACUCCAAUCAACUCUCCAGCGCACUGAGCGCCUUCCUGCGUGCCGAAACAUCUGCCCUGAUGUUCCGACCUGAGGAUCUCGCCUCGCUCACGUCAUCCCAACUUGGUGGCAAGCGAACGGACGUUGAUCACGUCUUUCUGCGAUUUGGACGACGGCGCUAAGACGCCUCGUUGAAAAUCUCAUCCACCAACCCCCUACCAUCUUCCCACACCCACCACCCCAUCUUUACCACCCCCGCAAUCCCAUCCCGGCAGAGCCAACAUUUAAAAAGAGAAAGAAAUAUGAGGGAGUUAAAGAUGGUCACUGUUCUCUGAGAAACAUUUUGCAACUCUUCAGCCAACUUCAGCAUAAUAAUAUUUUUUGUACAUAACAUCUGUGCUGCAUUUCGUUAGUAAUGAAAAAAAAAACACAACAAAUAUUAAAUAAAUAAAUAUUACCUUCAAAAGAGAAAAAAAAAGAAAUAAUGUGUAAUGUUUAUCGAUAUAAAGAAAUAAAAAUUAUUUAAACCCUUGAAAA
Molecule: messenger RNA, 1201 nt
Organism: Lutzomyia longipalpis
Lineage: Eukaryota; Metazoa; Arthropoda; Insecta; Diptera; Psychodidae
Gene: Ms
Product: dromyosuppressin
Exons: 2
Coding region: 550-846 (98 amino acids)
Source: RefSeq, a predicted model, not a curated record